AUGCUAAAUUUAUCAAUUAAAUAUUUCUAUUUUAGUCGAAUUUGUGUGUAUUUUGAAAGUCUGGUGACGAUAAGAUUAGUUUAUUUAAGGUUUAAGAGCUCCAUUUAACGCCAACUACCAAAUCACUUACACUGGCUUCUGUCCAUGCUUCAGGGUUCUCGCUCCGCUACUGCGUCGUGCAUCACCUCGGCUUCAAGACUGAAUGGUCCCUCGGCUUCGGGUCAACGUCUGUCCUUGCAGCUCUCAGGCUUAACACGGGUUGUCUACACAGAAACUUCAAAAAUGGAAUUUCUGGCCGAUUCUUAAACUUGAAGCCCAGGGCGUAACUCCUAGUUUCACACUGGAGAGUUACCAGAAUGGCCUUGUGACACCUAAAGGUAUUCCAAGUUUCAACUUCCCCACAAAGAAAAAUCCAGCUCUGAAAGCGGACUAGGGCUAAGCUCCGUACACUGCCCGAACUGCUUACCUAGUAUUACUGCCCAUUUCUGGGUUUUUCAGAGCUUACGGAUAUAAUUAUAGCUUACACCCCAUUUUGGAUCGGCCUUGAGCACCCCCUCCCAAUGCCACCCACCCCCCUAACGGUCCCAAAUAUUUUAAAUGUUAAAAUAUUAAUUUGACAAGUUAACAUAUUUAAGGGGGACUUUUCAAAUAAUACUUUAACAUUUAAAAUUUUCAGGACCGUCAGGGGGUGGGCGACAUAAGGAGGGGGUACUUAAUGGCGAGCAACCAUGAGGGGUGUGCUAUAAAUAUAUACUUGAGGCUGUAUGGCUGAGAGGCCAUACCCAAACCAAGAUGCUAUAUUUUAAUCAUGAAAAUCUGAUGACAAAUUUUAAUAAUAUUUUGAUUGAAAUGGAGGCGCUUAAGCACUACAGAAAGAUAAUGAAAACCUGCAGGAAGUUAAAGGAUUAUAACUAUAGAGAAUAUUUUCUCAGGAUUUCAAGAGACAAUUUUCGCGAAAAAUCACUGGAUUUAUCGAAAAUACAAAAAAAUAUUGAGAUGCUAGAAAGACAAGCUGCAGUUCAGUCACUUUAUCCUCCACAAAAUUCAAUUAUAGAGACAUUAAAUAUCCCUCAGAAAUUAGGCAUCAGAAAUAGAAGUAUUAAUUAG
Messenger RNA from Blepharisma stoltei, 1107 nucleotides. NCBI's taxonomy places the organism in Eukaryota, Ciliophora, Heterotrichea, Heterotrichida, Blepharismidae. The record is from the annotation of a GenBank genome assembly.